Messenger RNA from Drosophila erecta, 2634 nucleotides. It is a transcript of the gene SP555, whose product is annotated as SPRY domain-containing SOCS box protein 3. Gene Ontology annotation, biological process: proteasome-mediated ubiquitin-dependent protein catabolic process. The record is from RefSeq and is a predicted model, not a curated record. NCBI's taxonomy places the organism in Eukaryota, Metazoa, Arthropoda, Insecta, Diptera, Drosophilidae. The transcript is spliced from 3 exons. Gene Ontology annotation, cellular component: SCF ubiquitin ligase complex. Gene Ontology annotation, molecular function: protein binding. The coding region runs from base 1291 to 2196 and encodes 301 amino acids.
UGCCAGAAGCCAGUGAGACUUGGACGCAUGCGGAGGCGGUCGUCGGUGGGAGUUGUAACUUCAGCCAGAUAAGAGGAGCUGCUUUUUGUAGGUGGAGGCAAGCAGCAAGUAGGAAAAAAUGUGUGUACCCCGUAUAAAACAGUGGAAAUAGCCUGUUUGCGUUUGGAAAAUUACGUGAAAUUUGCGUAAACCAAGACCACAAAGCCACCGGAAGUGCUCCAGCAAAAUCCGAAACUCUCAAGAAGCAGCAGCGCCAGCGGCAGCACUCCUCCGCCACCAAGAAAAAAGAGAAGAACACACCACCCCUAUUUAUGAUUAUCGUUCUGCUGCUGCUGUUCCAAUCGCUGUGCCUCUACUGCCAACGCCUGGUGCUCUACGUCCACGACCGAUGUUUCCCAAAGAACGUGCGCCUGCUGCAGGAGGUGGCCGAAACGGUGGGCGAUCGUAAGGCGCCACAGCGCCUGGCGGAGCAGCAGUUGGAGCAACAGAAGCGCAGCCAGAAGCGGCGCAUCCUCGAACCAAUCCUUCCGCUCGUGGGUGGCCUCAAUUCCGAGGCCUGUCGCUUUUGUGCUCACAGUCCGCAGGGCUACUGUCGCCACCACUUCCAUCUGCAGGAGCUGCAGCUGCACAAGCAGAGGGGCUCCGGUCGGGAGCAGGAUUUCCGACAGAUCCGCCGAAUCAAGCGGGAGCUAAAGCGUAGCCUUGGCCAGCAGCAGCAGCAACUUCAGCCGGCGAGGAGCUACCGUCCAGUCCGACUAAGUUCCAGCUGGAGCAGCAGUUCCCUGAGCAGUGGUUACGCUUCACUGACCAGCGUUGGAUCUCAGGAGCAGGAGGAGGCGUCAUUGGAUCAGGAGAUUAUAGAGGAUAUUCCACUGGAGGAGGAUGUGGAGCAGCAGGACCUGCCAAAGGAGGAAAUCCCACAGCCCCUAUUAACCACUUCCUUAUAGAUAAACGCCUCUGGGUCUUUUCCUUUGAAGGAGGACCAUCUACUUGGAGUUCAUCUCGGACUAAAGGCCCCUUCAUAGAAAUUCCACACACACGAAACUACACCAUAAGGAUGUAUUGAGAAACAGGUAUAACAUAGUUAACCACUAGAGAAACCAAGGGACGAACAUCUACGAGCUAAAGACGCCACCCCUGAACAAUUCCAACAACUUGUGAGCCCUGGAGCAGCACAUCAACCCCAGCAAGCCAACCCCGUUGAAAACGUAACCCCCCAAACGGCUUGAAGGGUUCCCAUUGUUAAAUUGAUUCAAAUUGAGAAGCGAAAAAAUUUCUAGUCGCAACACAAUGUCUGAUGUGGAAGUGGAUCCACAGCAGGCUUACCCCCAUCCAAUGGUGGCCAUUGCCCCGAGGAGACGUCGUCCUGGCGGCCGACGAGGAGUAGGAGGAGGGGGUUUGCAACCCGGAUCACUGGAUGCUGUUUCUUCCUCGUCGCCGCCACCACGUUUCUGCCCGCUGGCCGAGGGCGUCGAAGACAACUGGACGUGGAGCAAGCGGCACCGCUCCAAGGAAGUGGUGCUCAGAGGACCCAACUCGCGGACCGUGCACUUCCAUCCCAACUGGAGCAAGGGCACUGCCGGUGUCCAGGGCAAAAGAUCCCUAAACAACGGACGGUAUUACUGGGAACUUCAUGUCUCCCAGCGGGUCUUUGGCACCUCGAUAAUGUUCGGUAUCGGUACCAAGGCUGCUCGGCUCCAUGCCAACGCCUUCCGGAACAUGCUGGGCGAGAACGAGCACGGCUGGGGUCUCUCCCACAAGGGCGUACUCUGGCACAACGGCGUAGCUCUGCUGUACACGAAGCGGUUCCGUGAAAAUCAGCCCACUCAGAUUGGAGUGCUCUUCGACGGCAUCGAGGGCACACUAACCUUCUACAAGGACGGCAAGUGCCUGGGCGUCGCUUUCCGUGGAUUGGACCAGAUUGAUGAGCCCCUGUACCCCAUCGUAUGCUCUACUGCCGCGAAAACGGAGAUGACCCUAAAAUGCACCAAGAGGGAGUUCGUCAACCUACAGGAUCGCUGCCGGGCGGUAAUCAUGCGGCGGGUGCGGAGCGCAUCGCAGCUGGAGAAGCUGAAGCUACCGCUGCCCAUCAGUGAAUAUCUGAGAGAGGUGAUCGAUGAGAAGGAGCCACUGCGUCAGGUUAAUCAGCUGGAGAUGUGCAUUAUGAAUUACGAUUUGUAUGAGGCCCGUGAAUGAAUUUAGUGCCAUCACAUAUUGGAGUGCACUGCGCCUCCCAGACGAUGCAGUGGCUCCUCUGGGACAUGUGCAUUUUCCGUAGUAGUUUUAGAGCGCUAAGGUUAAGCAUCUGGAAUUAUCAAGUGUGGAUUGUCCGACAUUUUGAUUUGCCUUCAUUUGUAGCGAAAAUGUGGGGAAAUAGGCCAAUUUGGUGCAAUAUUUGUGAUAUAAGAAAUGAGAGUAUAUGGAAACGUUUUUCUGGGCUUCAAGUGCUUGCUAGAAAACCGCAAAAUAAGCUAAAGCUAAGCAUAUUUUUCGGUACAGACGAGUGUGAAAUCUAGUCAAAAAGAACACGCUGCUAAACUAAUUUUGUAAAUUCGCCGACAGCAAUUAAAGCUUAAGGGAAUGUAAUGUAACAAAAUGGGAAUGUCUCUAGUCAUAAAUUGCAAAUAAAGCAAG